ACACGCGCCGGCCGUCGGCCGCCGGGGCGCUGGCCUCCUGUCGCGGCGGCCGCCCGACAUGCCCGAGGAGGCUGGCUUCCCGCCGGCCAAGAGGUUCCGGCCCGGCUGCGGGCCCCCGGAGGGGCGCGUGCUGAUGUUGCUGACCGCGGGCGGCGGCAGCGGGGGCCGGAGGCAGCAGCCGGCCCUGGCCCAGCCCGCGGCCAGCCCGUACCCCGAGGCGGUGGAGCGGCAGCGCCGGAGCCUGCCCAUCUUCCCGGCGCGGGGGCAGCUGCUGGCCCAGCUCCGCAACCUGGACAGCGCCGUCCUCAUCGGAGAAACGGGCUCCGGGAAGACGACACAGCUCCCACAGUACCUCUAUGAAGGGGGGAUCGGCCGCCAGGGCGUCAUAGCCGUGACCCAGCCUCGCCGAGUGGCUGCCAUCUCUCUGGCCACUCGAGUCUCUGAUGAGAAGAGAACAGAGCUCGGGAAGCUGGUGGGCUACACGGUGCGCUUCGACGACGUCAGCUCAGAAGACACCAGGAUCAAGUUCCUGACGGACGGCAUGCUGCUGCGAGAGGCAAUCUCUGACUCGUUGCUGCGGAAGUACAGCUGCAUCAUUCUGGAUGAAGCCCACGAACGGACUGUGCACACCGACGUGCUCUUUGGAGUGGUGAAAGCCGCCCAGAGGAGGAGAAAGGAGCUGCGGAAACUGCCCCUCAAGGUGAUUGUAAUGUCUGCUACGAUGGAUGUGGACCUGUUCUCUCAGUAUUUCAAUGGAGCGUCCGUCCUCUAUCUGGAGGGUCGACAGCAUCCCAUCCAGGUGUUUUAUACCAAACAGCCUCAGCAGGAUUACUUGCAUGCCGCUCUCGUCUCCGUCUUCCAGAUCCACCAGGAGGCCCCGUCUUCUCAGGACAUCCUGGUGUUCCUCACUGGGCAGGAGGAGAUCGAAGCCGUGAGCAAGACCUGCCGGGAUAUUGCUAAGCACCUCCCAGACGGCUGCCCCUCCAUGCUGGUCCUUCCCCUGUAUGCCUCCCUGCCCUAUGCCCAGCAGCUCCGCGUCUUCCAGGGGGCCCCCAAGGGCUGUCGGAAAGUGAUCAUUGCGACCAACAUUGCUGAGACCUCCAUAACCAUUACGGGAAUAAAAUAUGUAGUUGACACAGGCAUGGUCAAAGCAAAGAAGUAUAACCCUGACAGCGGCCUGGAGGUGCUGGCCGUACAGCGUGUGUCCAAGACACAGGCGUGGCAGCGUGCAGGCCGGGCUGGCCGGGAGGACAGUGGCAUCUGUUACCGGCUCUACACAGAGAAUGAGUUUGAGAAGUUUGAGAAGAUGACGGUGCCAGAGAUCCAGAGGUGUAACCUGGCCAGCGUGCUGCUGCAGCUCCUUGCGAUGAAAAUCCCCAACGUGCUCACCUUCGACUUCAUGUCCAAGCCCUCUCCAGAUCACAUGCAGGCAGCUGUGGCCCAGCUAGACCUGUUAGGUGCUCUUGAACGGAAGGACAACCAGCUCACUCUGACUCCCAUUGGAAGGAAGAUGGCAGCUUUCCCUUUAGAGCCCAAAUUUGCCAAAACCAUUCUCCUGUCCCCGAAGUUCCACUGCACUGAGGAGAUCCUGACCAUCGUCUCCCUACUAUCUGUGGACAGCGUGCUGUACAACCCUCCCUCCCGGAGGGACGAAGUGCAGGCCAUGCGGAAGAAGUUCCUGUCCAGUGAGGGGGACCACAUCACGCUGCUCAACAUCUACCGCACCUUCAAGAGCCUUGGUGGGGAUAAGGACUGGUGCAGAGAGAAUUUUGUCAACAGCAGGAACAUGAUGCUGGCGGCUGAAGUCAGGGCGCAGCUAAGGGACAUCUGCCUGAAGAUGUCCAUGCCCUUGGUGUCCUGCCGUGGGGAUGUGGAGAGCAUCCGCCGCUGCCUGGCGCACAGCCUGUUCAUGAGCGCGGCCGAGCUGCAGCCCGAUGGCACAUACACCACCACAGACAGCCGCCAGCCCGUGGCCAUCCACCCCUCGUCCGCGCUCUUCCACUGCAGGCCGGCCUGCGUCGUGUACACCGAGCUGCUCCACACCAGCAAGUGCUACAUGCGGGACCUCUGCGUGGUGGCUGCCGAGUGGCUGUACGAGGCCGCCCCCGACUACUUUCGGAGGAAGCUGAGGGCCACCCGGGACUGAGUGGCCUGACUGUGGGCCUGGAAGUGUCUUUGCUUCCCACCCUUAGGGUUAGUGGGUGGAAUCCUCUUUGCGGGGCAACUCUGGGGACGCUCCUGUUCACCCCCUCCCCUGCCCAGGGCGUAGCAGUAGCAGUACCUGCUGGGGCAUGGACACACCCGGAGUCCAGGGAGCCGUGCGGCCACACCGGCUGUGCCCUGCUUCUCCGUGAGACCCCGAGGCCUUGGGAUGGGGGGGAUUUCCUGGGAGGGGCCCUAGGUGGUAGCGAAGCUCAGGUGUCAUCCUUGGAUUUGCCCUCAUGUCUGUGCAAGUGCUGUGGUCUCUUCCCUCCUGAACCUCACACCCCAGGAGGCCGACCUCCUUACCAUGUUCUUCUCCAACAUGGGGGGACAGUGGAGGAGCGCCUCUGUGGCCCACCCCCAACUGGGCUUUCGGGGCAUGUGCGUGUUUCCAGGAAUGUUGACUUAUAGCUCCCAGAUCAGGUUCAGUAUAGAUGUGGGAAACUUGGUGGCCGCGGCCACUGGCUGCUUUUCUCUCCAGCCGGGCACUAGAGGCCCUGGCAGUAGAACUGGGCACGAGGGGCACGAGGAGGACCCAGCCUCUCCUGGCUAUUGGGGCUGCUAGAGGGGGGAGAGGUGAAGGGCCUGUGACCCAACCUCACCUGGCAGUUCCACCUGCCCCACCUCUUGGGGCUGUGCUCUUGUGUCUCAUUUGUUGUCUCUACUCUCCUCCCAGAGGCCUGUGGCAGUGGGGGGGGGGGGGGGGCUGGGCGGCAGCUCUGCUCCUUCCUGCCUGUGCUCACCCCCACCCGCCCCAGUUCCCACCUGUCAGGCAGUCCCACAGUCCCUUCCUGGCAUCGUGUUCGGAGGAGGAAAGACACAGCAAAGUUUCCUCUUCACUAUUUAAUCACCAAAAGCAAGUCCUCUUUUCCCAAGAUUGCUUUGCCCUCAAAGAAGCUGGUUUUUCAUUGGGCUUCACAAGUCUGAAGGCAGAUAUGCAGUAUUUCCAUCAUUUCUUGCAAAGUGCACCAUGUGGUUUCUGAGCCAGGGCCACACUACCUGACACACUCCGCCAAGCCUGCUGGCCUCACCUAGGCACAACCCUCACCUGGACGCAGGCCCAUGUCGGAGGUGUCCAGCUGGCGCUCCAACCUCCAGCAUCCGGCCAGGGCAAGGGCAGGCUGGGCGCAGGACUCCCCAUUGUACCAACUUCUCCGACCUCGCUGGCCCUUAGACCACCUGUUACUUACAGUUGCUGACUCUGACGAGUUUUUCAGAAAAUUUUGUAAGUGUAUUUUUCUCAUUUCUUAAUAGAGGCCUAGGAUGUUCAGCCUGAUGGGGAGUGGGAGGAACUAUUGUAUUUUAAUGUGAUUCAUGCUGGUUAAUGGGAGAGGACUGUUCGCUUGUUCCUGGAGGGAGUGCCAGGCAGGUGGGCACCGUUCAGACUGAGCUUAUCCUGCUUCAGGACCUGUUCCAGCAGGGCUUCAGGCUGAAUCAUUUCCAGAAAGUUUUAAUGUUUCUCUACAGAAAUAUGUUGGUUGCUGGAACAUUCUGGCAGAGUUUUGAUACAGUAGUUUUUUUAUUGGGUUUUUAAACAAGGUAAUUUUUAACCUAGCUGCUCAGGGAUUGAAUCAGAUUGGAAAACCCAUUCUGACUACAUAUUACUACAAAGAAAUACCCGGCCGUUUGGAGCUGCGGAGGACACGUUUCCUAACAACAAUGACGAUGCAGCACCACCCACAAGCUCGUGUCAUUAGCUGGACCAGACCUCUGAGGUGAGACACAACCACCUCCUUUCCAGUCUGUUGCAUCUCUGGAUGAAUCACCAGCUCCCCGAGCAGCUCCUGGAGGUGGAUGCCCUCCCGGCAACACAGGGUCACUGCAAGGCAUGGCUCACUGGCACCCUGGCCCUGAUCAAGACCUUACGUGAUGCGGCAUCUCUGCUGCAUGUGGAGUGGUCCCUUUCUGCUCUGACAUGCAGUACUGGGCCCGUCUGUCCGUGUCACACUGCUGUCCAGAGGGAAGGACAGGCCGGGCAUGCUGUGGGGUCCUCUAGCCUACCAGGAUAUGCUGCACCUGUGGGGAAGCAAGGGUUUUACUGCAGUUUGGUUAGAGUACUAUAACUCGCAGGAGAAAACCCCAUCUUUGUUCAGGUUGACUUUUUUUUUUUUUUUUUUUAAGAUUUUAUUUAUUCAUGAGAGACAGAGACCCAGGCAGAGGGAGAAGCAGGCUCCCUCUAGGGAGCCCAAUGCGGGACUCGAUCCCAGGACCCCGGGAUCACGCCCUAAUCCAAAGGCAGACGCUCAACCACUGAGCCCCCAUAGGUGCCUCAGGUUGAUGUUUUAUUCUGAGAGUCUGUUCUUGCUCAGACAGCUCUACAGUGACAGCAGCUCUUGUAUAUAAUCCUCCAGUUUGCACAUGACUGUCAUCCAUUAAAAGUGAAUCUUGUUCAUGA
Molecule: messenger RNA, 4597 nt
Organism: Nyctereutes procyonoides (raccoon dog)
Lineage: Eukaryota; Metazoa; Chordata; Mammalia; Carnivora; Canidae
Gene: DHX33
Product: DEAH-box helicase 33
Exons: 12
Coding region: 59-2146 (695 amino acids)
Biological process (GO): positive regulation of transcription by RNA polymerase I
Cellular component (GO): intracellular anatomical structure; nucleolus
Molecular function (GO): RNA binding; ATP binding
Source: RefSeq, a predicted model, not a curated record